GGAGGCGGGCAUGGCCAAGAUGUCCCAGAGACGUGCUAAAUCUACACAUGCCUAGACAGCCUCUGCUGAAGGGAUUCCUAAAGGGCCUUGACUGCAAUUUAAAAUGGCCUCUGGGAAAGUUGGUGUGCAAAUGCUGCCUGAACCGAACCAGGUGUGAAACACUCCCUGAGAUGUAGGCCAUGUGCUUGAAAGUCUCCCCCUCCAUCUGCAAAAUGAGGUUUUGUACAGUUUCAUGUACAGUUGAUCUGGAACAGCAUCACUGAAAUAUUCCCUCUGGACACCAUUCUAAAGGUGUCUUCAGUGCUUGACAAAGAACAUUUCCAGAUAUGCUGCAGAUAUUAAGCCUUUGCCUCCCAACAUAAAAGAUAAGCUGAUAAAAUUAAUGAGUAUGCAAGGGCGGAUAACUGAUUCAAACAUCAGUGAGGUGCUGCACCCAGCAGUGGAGACGCUAGAUCUUAGAGAUUGUGAUAUUUCAGAUACUGCCCUGCUGCAACUUUGUAAUUGCAAGCAACUGAAAAAAAUUAACUUAAAUUCUUGUAAAGAAAACAGACUAGCCAUCACUUCAGAAGGAGUCAGAGCUCUGGCCUUGUCUUGCCCUUAUUUACGUGAAGCCUCAUUUAAAAGAUGCUGCAAUGUAUCAGACAGCGGAGUUCUUGCUCUGGCACUCAAUUGCCGCCAUCUACAAAUAGUUAACUUAGGCAGCUGCUCAGGCAUCACCGAUGCAUCCCUGCAUGCGCUUGGACAGAACUGCAGAUUUCUACAUAGUGUGGAUUUUUCAUCUACUCAGGUGACUGAUAAUGGUGUCAUAGCACUAGUUAGUGGGAUGUGUUCAAAGAAUUUAAAGGAGAUCCACAUGGAACGCUGUGUGACUCUGACAGAUGUAGCUGUGGAAGCUGUCCUUACCUGCUGUCCGGAGAUCUAUAUUCUGCUGUUUCAUGGAUGCCCAUUGAUAACAGAUCGUUCCCGAGAAGCCUUGGAGCAAUUAGUUGGACCAAACAAAAUUAAGCAAGUGACAUGGACUGUUUAUUGAUUUUUAUAUAAAGUUCCCAGAUGGUAAAGCUUUUUCAAGAAACAACCAUCUCUCGGGAACAGCUUUCUCUCUGGUAACCACUGUCUUUUGUAAUACCAGAUUCCUUCAUUCUUUGUUUCUACUAGAGCUCUCUGUCAGCCUCCAAGUCCUUUCAUGUCUUAGGUGUGCCUAAUACCCUGUUAAAUGAUAUUUCUUGUAAUUAAAGUAAUGCCUCUCUUUA
Molecule: messenger RNA, 1250 nt
Organism: Mauremys mutica (yellowpond turtle)
Lineage: Eukaryota; Metazoa; Chordata; Testudines; Geoemydidae
Gene: AMN1
Product: antagonist of mitotic exit network 1 homolog
Exons: 7
Coding region: 383-1030 (215 amino acids)
Biological process (GO): SCF-dependent proteasomal ubiquitin-dependent protein catabolic process
Cellular component (GO): SCF ubiquitin ligase complex
Molecular function (GO): protein binding
Source: RefSeq, a predicted model, not a curated record